UUUAGUUGGAGGUGCUUCUGGCCCUUUACGACGUCCUCAAGAUUCAAGCAUGGGUAUCGACAUCGCCAAGCACCACGUCAAGAACGGGCGCCGCACGGCGCCCAAGAGCGAGGACCCUUACCUCCUCCUCCUCGUCAAGCUCUAUCGGUUCCUCGCUCGCCGUACCGACUCGCGCUUCAACCAGGCCGUCCUCCGCAGGCUGUUCAUGUCCAAGAUCAACCGCCCCCCUGUCUCGGUCUCGCGUCUCGUCUACCUGUCGCGCAACCGUGGUGGUGUCUCCAAGGGAUCUGAGGCGCCCAAGACGUGCGUCGUUGUUGGUACCAUCACCGACGACAACCGUCUCCUGGACCUGCCCAAGCUCAGCGUCGCUGCUCUCCGCUUCACUGGCUCGGCCCGCGAGAGGAUCGAGGCCGCUGGCGGCGAGUGCCUGACCCUGGACCAGCUCGCCCUCCGUGCGCCCAAGGGCAGCAACACCAUCCUUCUCCGUGGCCCCAAGAACGCGAGGGAGGCUGUCAAGCACUUUGGCAUGGGCCCUCACAGCCACGCCAAGCCUCACGUUCGCUCGAAGGGACGCAAGUUCGAGCGCGGUCGUGGCCGCAGAAAGUCGCGAGGCUUCAAGGUGUAAAGGAGUUUGUAUCACCCCCUCUUCGCAACUUCCUCCUCUCCUUUAUGUCUUUCCCUCUCGACAUCAUCCGUGCGACAUUUGUCCACUUUCAUCUCCAUCAUCUCAUCUCGCGCUGGACAGACGUGUCCUGGCACACCAAAACUCGACCACCC
Molecule: messenger RNA, 777 nt
Organism: Acaromyces ingoldii
Lineage: Eukaryota; Fungi; Basidiomycota; Exobasidiomycetes; Exobasidiales; Cryptobasidiaceae
Product: large subunit ribosomal protein L18e
Exons: 3
Coding region: 50-625 (191 amino acids)
Biological process (GO): translation
Cellular component (GO): cytosolic large ribosomal subunit; ribosome
Molecular function (GO): RNA binding; structural constituent of ribosome
Source: RefSeq, a predicted model, not a curated record